AAAAUUUGAAACAAAAAAAAAAUCACAAUAGACUAAAUGAUUAAUCGAUUGGUCACUUAACAUCAAGUUGAUUGAUAAUGAAAAUAAUCAUAAGUUGCAGCCCUAAGCAUUUUCAUAUAUAACAUGUCAUCAAAAAAGUACGACGCAUCUCUAUAGAUGAAGAUGCUCAAUAUAGCUCCAUCUCAACCAGAAUUCUAUUUACAUGUUAAUGUAUCACAAUAAUAAUGCAAUAAUAUCAUAUAAACCACUGAAAGCGACCAUUCUGCAUAGUGAUCACUUAUAUUUUGCUGCUAUGCUUUUACUUAGUAAAAUUUGGAAUGCAGGACUUUUGUUUUUACUCUAGUAAUGACUUUUAGGUUGGGUGGAUUCAUGCUUUGCAAGCAUCUAGAGUUCAAUUUGUGACAAGCUUAUGUUGGUUUGUGUGUGAUGCAGUAUUAGUCCACCAGAGGGAACCGGGUCUGAAUAUAUGGAGCUGCCCUGAUGAAUCAAUGAACAGUAAUCUUGUUUAUUGUGCUCCUCUUGAGGCCUCAUCAAUUUGAUUCCAUCUCGUGAAAGCUAUUUUGGCUUUAUGUGCCUUUCGAGGGUCAGCAGUGAUUUGCCUGAAGUCAGAUUGCGUUUGGCUUUCUGUAGCACUCAGUGUUUUUUUCUGUCCAGUUUGUCAGCAGUGCUUUCAAACUGGAUUAAUCCAGUUUGUCAGCAGCUCUCCAUAAGCUUGAAAGGAGGAGAAAGAUGUGUUUAACUUGCGGUAUAUGAAGUUCUGACUAGUCGGUUUGUAUGUAUGAUACUGUAUUGAGUUGAAUGGAAAUUCUGAUUGGAUGCUCAGGGUCCUAAAAUAGAGCAAAGUGCAUUAUAUUUGCUUUGAUAACAGAUGAUGAAAACAGCUUCAGAAACGAUAGUUUAAAGAAUAAGAAGGGCAAUAUUCUAUAUAUUGUCCCUAUUGUCAACAAAUCUCAUCAAAUUAAUUGAUCUGGUAUUUCCAAAGCCUGAUAGAGCUUUUUCCUCUGUCUCAUAGAGCUCCAUUGCUGUCCAACAACUAUUAAAAACACAUCGAAGAACCACACUGUGAACAUGGGAACUGUAGUUUAUUUUGACUAAAUCCCACAUACACAGUCCCGCUGCUGUUAAUAGUCACUGGCGCACUGAAAAUAGUCCCCAACAAAUUCACUAUUUACUUCUGUCUGAGUAACUUUUUCUGGAGACAUAAACCCAAAAUGAUUUAGUGUUUUUAAAAAGGAAAUAAUAUAUUUGUGACAAACUUUUUAAGACUUACCUCUUUAGCAUGAACCAAUAGGCUUGGGGCUGAGGACCACAGACAGGGCAACAAUAACAAAUAUAUAGACUGUUGCCUGUCUUACUCUUUGUAAGAAAAGUGUAAGAAAACUGCACAAAUGCUUAAAUAACAUUCUGUGUUUGGGCCAGAAAAGGUUUAAGCCUUCUGAUUCAGCUUUGAGUUUCAAGUUAAGACAAUUGAAGUUGAACUCUAGACAGUAUUGAGCAAGAGAAGAUACGAUGGGCAGCGCAAACACUUUAUACAAACUGCGGUUGAUUGAGCUUAAAUGGCUCAUACUCAUUGGUGCAAAUUAAUUUGAUCAACUCUUAACUUACAACAGUUUUAAUAAUCAUAGAUUUGUCUAUAUUGUUUGUAACACUUUCUGAAACCCUCAAAUUACCCAGUCAUGGGUAUUUUUGCAAAUCUGGAAUAUAAAUGUCUCAUUGUUUUGAUCUGCCGUGACUGGAAGUUUUUAUCCAGAUCUUAGCAGCAAUUUAAGUGCAGUCCGGUAAAUGCUUGAAACCUUUUUCAUUACAUAUUUUUACAAUUAAAGCAUGCAGCUGUUAUAAUAAUAAGAGGAGAGAUAUGACCGCAGAGAAGCUUGCACACUGCAGACACAAUGACAGAUGUCACAAACGUCUAUCAUUCUGUGUCAUGAAAUUGCAUCGGUUUAAUGAAUUAUGAAUGUCUUAUUUCAGCAGUUUUAGCAUACACACGGUUCUGUGUUUAUAGCGUGAGAAAGUAUGUUCCAGAAAUUACUGCUGCAACCAUAAUGAGCACAACCUGCUGGCCCUUUAAUUGCAUUCGUGUGAGAGGACAUGGAGGCAAGGUCUCGUUUAUUAGACGGUCAUCUCCCUCAGACUGCUGCUAUUCAGCUGGCGAAAAAAAGACCAUGACAUCUCAAACCUUACCGCUGAGGCAGCACCAUUUUAUUCACACAGACGACACAAACAACCCGAACACAUGGUCCUCUCAGUAAAACACAGCACAGAGGACAAAGUAGAGGACAGCGGGGGUGUUGUUGGGGAAACUCACAGCAGUAGGACCCACAUCCUCCAGUGAUGUAUGUCUCUCUCCCCCCCCCCCACCCCCCGCCUCCUCUCCCUCCUGUGGUACGUUCCAGAUACAUGUCAGAGGCAUUUAAAUGAGGAGGAUCAGCUCCAGAGGAAGCUAGUGCAGCGACAGCUGGCCUGAACCAGGAGGCAGACAGAGCAGAGGGGGGUCACCCACUGAUGUGAGGGGGAGUUCAUGGACCUGCUGGACCAGCUCUUUCUGAUCUCCGUGGUGCCCGCCACCUCCUCACUUCCCAGCAUUCCUUGCCUGGGAUCCCGGUGGCCUUGAAACAAUCCAUUGACCUGCGUACAUCCAUGGACGGGAAGUACAAGGAGAUUGCUGAGGAGCUGUUCUCGCGCACUCUGGCAGAGAGUGAGAUGCGCAGCGCCCCUUAUGAGUUUCCAGAAGACAGCCCCAUAGAACAGCUGGAGGAGAGACGUCAUCGCCUUGAGCGACAGAUCAGCCAGGAUGUGAAGUUUGAACCCGACAUCCUCCUGCGAGCCAAACAGGAGUUCAUGAAGACUGACAGUGCCAGUGAUCUCGAAUACAUGAAAGAGCAGAGCCAAGCUUUUGACCUGGAGAGACAACCGGUUCCAGAGAGAGAGUACCAGCGAGUCGCUAUUUCUGGAGAGGAGAAAUGUGGGGUUCCCUUCACAGAUCUGUUGGAUGCAGCCAAAUGUGUGGUGAAGGCUCUGUUCAUCAGACAGAAGUAUAUGGGUCUGUCGCUGCAGAGUUUCUGCGUCACCACCGCUCGUUGCCUUCAGGAGCUGAGUGAAAGACCUCUGGACUUGGAUAUCUAUGAGGAGGAGAUCCCAGAGACCUCAGCCACUGCAGAUGCCACAGUGCACCCAUCUGCUUCUGAAACGCACCCCUAUGAGAACCAGGACCCUGCCAGCAUGCCCCAUGACAUUGGUUACGGCUGCAAGAUGGUGGAUGGUGUCAUGCAUGUGUACACGACGAGGAACAUUAUGGAGAAGAGCACAGAGCUGGACCUGCCGUAUCCAGACCUGCAGGAGUAUAUCGCUGAUAUGAACGUGAUGAUGGCCCUCAUUAUCAACGGACCAGUAAAGUCCUUCUGCUACCGUCGUCUGCAGUAUCUUAGCUCCAAGUUCCAGAUGCACAUUCUGCUGAAUGAGAUGAAAGAGUUGGCAGCACAGAAAAAAGUCCCACAUCGCGACUUUUACAAUAUCCGUAAGGUGGACACACACAUUCACGCUUCAUCCUGCAUGAACCAGAAGCACCUUCUGCGUUUUAUCAAAAGGGCAAUGAAGAAGUACCCUAAGGAGAUUGUGCAUGUAGAAAGAGGCAAGGGUCAGACGCUCAUGGAGGUGUUUGAGACCAUGAACCUGACCGCCUUUGACCUGAGCGUGGACACCCUGGACAUGCACGCAGACCGUAACACUUUUCAUCGCUUUGACAAGUUCAAUGCCAAAUACAACCCCAUUGGCGAGUCCAUCCUGAGAGAGAUCUUCAUCAAAACAGACAACCACAUCGAGGGGAAAUACUUUGGCCACAUUGUUAAGGAGGUGAUGGCAGACCUGGAGGAGAGCAAGUACCAGAACGUGGAGCUCAGGCUGUCGAUCUACGGACGCUGCAGGGACGAGUGGGACAAACUGGCCAAGUGGGCUGUAACGCAUCAGGUCUACUCCGGGAAUGUGCGCUGGCUUGUGCAAGUGCCAAGACUCUUUGACGUCUACCACACGAAGAAACAGCUGUGCAACUUCCAAGAGAUGUUGGAGAAUGUCUUCGUGCCUCUGUUUGAGGUUACAGUGAACCCCCGCAGCCAUCCAGAGCUGCACCUCUUCCUUCAGCACGUUGUGGGUUUUGACAGUGUGGAUGAUGAAUCGAAACCAGAGCAACAUAUCUUCAACCUGGACAGUCCGCUGCCGGUCAACUGGACAGAGGAGGACAACCCGCCCUACUCCUACUACCUCUACUAUAUGUAUGCAAACAUGACCGUGCUCAAUCACCUGCGCAGGCAGCGAGGGUUCCCCACGCUCGUCCUGCGUCCUCAUUGUGGGGAGGCGGGGCCGAUCCAUCACCUGGUGUCUGGUUUCAUGCUGUCAGAGAACAUCUCCCAUGGGCUGCUGCUCAGGAAGGCUCCUGUGCUGCAGUAUCUGUACUACUUGGCCCAGAUAGGUAUCGCCAUGUCCCCUCUCAGCAAUAACAGCCUGUUCCUCAGCUACCAUCGCAACCCUCUACCAGAGUACCUGUCCAGAGGCCUCGUGGUCUCUCUGUCCACGGACGACCCUCUGCAGUUUCACUUCACCAAGGAGCCCUUGAUGGAGGAGUACAGCAUUGCUGCUCAGGUGUGGAAACUAAGCUCCUGCGACAUGUGUGAGCUUGCCAGAAACAGUGUGCUGAUGAGCGGAUUCUCUCAAAGGGUGAAGAGAUCCUGGCUCGGCCCACAUCACAACAAGGAAGGGCAGGAGAGUAAUGACAUCAGGCGCACCAACGUUCCUGACAUCCGUGUGGGGUACCGGUAUGAGACCAUGUGUGAGGAGUUGAAUUUAAUCACACAGGCCAUUCGCACAGACGAGCUGGAUACCAUCGAGGAAGAGGGGAGUCUGUGUAUGGGAGCUGGGCAGGGAGAGAAGUGAAGAGGCACUACAACACAAACACUCUCGACAUUCCCUGUUCUCACAUCAGGACUUUGUAAAGAUUUGCAUAUCGACAUAUCACACCUGUGAAAAGAGAAAAGCUUUUACACAAGGCAAUUUUGAGAAUUGCUACUGUGGCAGUAUGAGAGAGGACCUAUAAUCUGUGCACCCAAGGUGUUUACUUCCUUUAGUUUCUUGCGUCAAUCUUUGUGUAAUUUGUCAUGUCAAUUUCACGUUGUCUCUUGAUGUAUUUAUUUUUAAAUAAUAAGAUAUUCGUGGUUUGAGACUACAUUUUGUCAGAGUUUCUGUACAGAGUCUGUAUUUCCUGUACCAAGCAUUUAAUAAUAUUGACAUUCAAGAUUCAACCCUUUAAUAAUACUUAAAAACUUGAUACUACACUGACCGACUAAAGCAGGAAGACGACCUGGAACAAUUUUUCAAAGUAAAGAGUCUCUAACUAUACGUACAGGGCUGUAGCUACCAUUGAGGACACUGAGGUCAUGCACUUGGUAUCAUUUCAGGACAUUUUGAAGGUUUUAGUGACCAUGGGGGAGGUUACUUUCUCAAGUUAAAAACGGGUGGAAAAAAAAUCCGAUUCACAUAUUUAUAGACUCCAAUCUAUUUCGAAGUGUGGAGAAGGUUUUGAAACCUCGCACUGCAUGAUUUUUUGUUUGUAAGGUUGACAUUUUCGAGUGUUAUUAUCCACAGCACAAUAACUUCUGCUGUAUAUCUGGCAGA
Molecule: messenger RNA, 5661 nt
Organism: Anarrhichthys ocellatus (wolf-eel)
Lineage: Eukaryota; Metazoa; Chordata; Actinopteri; Perciformes; Anarhichadidae
Gene: ampd2b
Product: adenosine monophosphate deaminase 2b
Exons: 18
Coding region: 2638-4923 (761 amino acids)
Biological process (GO): IMP salvage; AMP metabolic process
Cellular component (GO): cytosol
Molecular function (GO): AMP deaminase activity
Source: RefSeq, a predicted model, not a curated record